GGUGAUGGGUGCGGUGGGGCUGGUGGUGUAGAGAGUGAGAGAGGGAGUGAGCUUGGAGCUUGAGUCUGGAGCAUGAGAAAGGGAGCAGGAACCUGAGAAAGACCUUGUGUGAGACAGAGAGAGAUGGAGAGAGGGAGCAGAGGGGAGCAGAAAGGAGAGGACUGAGGAAGUUCAAGAGAGAGCAAAAUUUGUUGUCUCCAUGGAAAUGACGGACGAGGGUCACAGAAAAAGAGUCUUGCAGCUCGACUCCCAUUUCCAGCCCUCUUGCAAUGCAGACCCAGGCUCUGAGGCGUCUCCUGAACUGGGCACUUCCACCAGGAUCAGCAGGAGGUGGUGAGAGAGGAGAAGGCAGCCACACGGGGCAGGGUCAUUCCCCAUGGAGGAGACCAUCACAACAGACCUCUCCCUGCACAACUUGACUUCUGGAUAUGAGGACUUUGGGGGAAAUAGCGAUCACAGCUGCUUAAUAUUACUUGAAUUGAAGGCGAUUGCAGCUGUGUGCAUGGCAGUUUCUCUCUGCGGGCUUGUGGGGAACGGCUUAGUCCUGUGCUUUCUGGGCUUCCACGUGAAUCAGAAUCCAUUCACCAUCUACAUCACAAAUCUAGCUGUUCUUGACCUCUGCAUGCUCUUCCUGUUUCUCCUGCUCAUGUUGGCCGUCCUGAGCUUCUCCAGCUUUUGCCUGUAUGAUUCGAUAUCUUUGUACUUGAAUUUUGUAUUUGCAGCUGCAAUUCUGUGCCAGUACAUCCACAUCAACAGCCUGGCCUUCCUCGCAGCAAUGAGUGUGCAGCAGUGCCUGGAUGUUUUGUUUCCCAGCUCGCAUCACCACCACUACUCAAAGCAGUACUCUGGCAUUAAGUUUUUGGGGCUGGUGAUUCUCGCCGGCCUGUUUUUCAUCCCGAGGUAUCUUGGCCCUGCCUUUGCUAGGAGCUAUGAGACAGUCUUUGCUGGAGUUGCCAUUGCAGGUUGCACCAUUUUAUUGUUGCUGAUGUUGGUUUCCAGCCUGGCCCUCUUCAUCAAACUCCAAUGUGGCUCGCAGAGAAGACACCUAAGGAAAGCUCAUCUUGCUGUCCUGAUCAGUGUGAUCCUCCUCUUUGUCCUUGGCAUUCCUUUCACUGUGGAGGUUUUCCUCUAUCUUCCACAUUCAUAUGCAUUAUUUCCAGAAAUGACAUCACUGAUACCUUUCCUGCUGGCCUCACUGAACAGCUCCAUCAAACCUGUCCUUUACCUCAUGGUCGAGAGAGGCUGCCAGUGCCAGUCCCAAGACUCUGUUAAAGUCUCCUUCCGAAGACUGUUUCAAGAGGAAACCACAGGGAAGGAGAGGAACCAGGAGUUUGGGGACACCGAGGCACAGAGCAGUGUCUGGGGCCCUGCCUGUGAGGAGGCCUGGAGAUGUGGAGCCUGGCAGACAGGCUGUGCCCAUGCUGUGCUCCCCACCGCAGUAGUCAUCCCCCGCCCUGGCCCCAGCCAAUAAACCCUGCCUCCUGCGGCUCAGCA
Molecule: messenger RNA, 1494 nt
Organism: Pogoniulus pusillus (Red-fronted tinkerbird)
Lineage: Eukaryota; Metazoa; Chordata; Aves; Piciformes; Lybiidae
Product: mas-related G-protein coupled receptor member X1-like
Exons: 2
Coding region: 377-1471 (364 amino acids)
Biological process (GO): G protein-coupled receptor signaling pathway
Cellular component (GO): membrane
Molecular function (GO): G protein-coupled receptor activity
Source: RefSeq, a predicted model, not a curated record